AUGGCUGGGCCCAAUGGUAAAUUUGGUGACAUUCAAGAGGCGGCCGGCGAGGAUGCGCCGGCGAGAGUCACCAUCGCUGAAGCAGCACCUGUGAGAGAAGGAGACUCCGUCAAACUGACACGCCUGUCCGACCCAGCACUCGAGCUACCGCUAUAUCGCCGUUGGGUCUCCAAGCAAAGCUCUCGAAAAUCGCUGAAACAAAGGCUAUCAAUGACGUAUCGCGAUCUCCGUGACAAGAUCCUGCGGUCCAAUGCUCUUCCGCACAGUAUUGAUGGCAGGCACGUCAAGGUCAAUGUUCGGAAGGACGACGGGCCCAUUGAUGAACGCACGAGCAAACCAUAUAUUGACAAUUUGAUUAUCUCCUGUCGCUAUACACCAUGGAACUUCGUACCACGUCAGCUGGUUGCGCAAUUCUCGAAGCUAGCCAACUUUUAUUUCCUCGUGGUGUCAAUUUUGCAGAUGAUCCCUGGGUUAAGUACUACUGGCACGUUUACUACCAUCGUACCCCUGAUGAUAUUUGUGACAAUUUCCAUGGCCAAAGAAGGAUACGACGAUAUCAGGCGUCACCGCCUGGAUAAAGAGGAAAACGAACGGCUGACUAAGGUCCUGAAAUUCCAUUCCACCGGAGACGAUGGCACUGGCACUGUCGAAUGGCACGAAAAGCACUGGCGUGAGAUCAAGGUUGGAGAUAUUGUGCUCCUAGAGCGAGACUCUGCCGUGCCUGCUGACCUGGUGCUUCUUCAUGCUGAUGAACCCAACGGCACGGCCUACGUCGAGACCAAAAGCUUGGAUGGUGAGACUAACCUAAAAUCCAAAAAGCCAUUGCCCGACAUCAGCAAAGCAUGUCGAGAUUCCGACUCAAUCGCCAGCUUCGCCGGUACCUUUGUGGUCGAAGACCCAAAUUUGGAUCUGUACAAAUUCGAUGGUAGAGUGGAUGUCAAUAGCGAGACGUUUCCACUGACCAAUUCUGAAAUUCUUUAUAGAGGCAGCGUGCUGCGCAACACACCAAAGGCGAUCGGUCUUGUCAUCUAUUCAGGUGAAGAAUGCAAGAUCCGGAUGAACGCGAAUAAAAACCCUCGAGUCAAGGCGCCUGCUCUGCAGGGUAAAGUCAAUCGAAUUGUCAUUCUGUUGGCUUUACUUGUACUUUUCAUGGCCAGUGUGAUGUCUAUCGGUUACAUCAUUUGGCGUCGCACAUUUGAAAGCAGCGCAUGGUAUCUUGAGUCGGCUACGAUACCAUAUGGUCAGAUUCUGACUUCCUUUUUCAUCAUGCUCAACACAAUGCUUCCACUCAGUUUGUACGUUUCGCUUGAGAUCGUCAAGGUCGCUCAAAUAUUUUUUAUGAAUGAUAUCGAUAUGUAUGACCCGGACUCAGAUAUCCCCAUGGAACCGCACACAUCGACGAUCAAUGAGGAGCUUGGACAAGUCAGCUACAUAUUCUCAGAUAAAACUGGAACUCUGACCAACAAUUCGAUGAAAUUCCGAAAGAUGAGCAUAGCCGGUACUGCCUGGCUCCAUGAUGCCGAUCUUCAGAAGGAGGCCGAAGAGGACGCAAGACACGAGAAACUGCGGCCUAAAAAGGACGACAAAGGAAAGGAAGCCGUGAAGAAGCCAGAAAUGUCGAUAUCUAAGGUAUCCCCGAUCUCAGCUUCUUCGACCAACGCUGUGCUGUCAGAAAAGGCAGAAGAUCCUCGGUCGCCCUCCACCAGUGCAAUCCAUGAAGAUGGUAAUAUCCCCAGGACUGAGCACUUGUUAAAUUAUAUACAGCGCCACCCUCAGACACUGUUUGCACGAAAGACCAAGCUGUUUCUUCUUUCGUUAGCUCUCUGCCAUACUUGUUUUCCAGAGACAGAUCAAAAUGGUUCGAUCACAUAUCAAGCUGCGUCUCCGGACGAGCUGGCCUUGGUCACUGCUGCCCAAGAUAUGGGAUUUGUCGUGUUGGAUCGGCAAUCGCAGACUGUGACCAUCAAGACGUACCCUGGUAGUGAUGGGGAUGCACUCCAUGAGACCUACGAGAUCCUCGACGUCAUUGAGUUCUCCAGCAUCCGAAAGAGGAUGUCGAUCAUUGUACGACUCCCUGACUCUCGCAUCUGUCUCUUCAGUAAAGGUGCAGACUCAACUCUUAGGAAACUGCUGCGGCUGGCUGAUCUAGCAGCGUCGAAUGUUCAGGAUGUGGAGAAAAGAGCCAGUCUGAGAAGAAGUAUCGACGCUCGGCAUGCAUUACGCCGGAGAAGUACACAGAUGAGCCAGCGCAGUUCCAUACACACGCUGGACGCAGGUACCAUUGACAAAACAGGAUCAACGCGCAACAGCAUUGAUCACUGGCUGCGAGAACGAGAGAGCGAUGUUGGUUCAGCUUCAAAUCGCCGAAGAAGCUCUCAGUUCUAUUCACCUAGGCCAUCUGUCCAGAUCAUCUCGCCACGCAUGUCAGAGAAUAAUGCUGGGCGACCAUCAUUCCAAGCUAGCCCUCGUGCAUCAAUCCAUCUGGAUGGUAUAUAUGGACUUGUCGAUGAAAGCCUCGUUGUGGACGACAAUGCUGUGUUUGAGCGUUGCUUCCAACACAUCGAUGACUUUGCCACUGAAGGCCUACGUACGCUUCUAUAUGGAUAUCGGUAUUUAACAGAAGAUGAGUACACAACUUGGAAAAACAUAUAUGCUGCCGCUGCCACAAGCAUUGUUGAUCGACAGGAGAAGUUGGAGAAAGCGGGUGAGAUGAUCGAGACGAAACUUGAACUUCUUGGUGCCACUGCCAUCGAAGACAAGUUGCAGAAGGGUGUCCCAGACGCGAUUGACCGAUUCCGCCGGGCAGGCAUCAAGAUGUGGAUGCUCACGGGAGACAAACGCGAGACUGCCAUCAACAUUGGACAUUCGUGUCGACUCAUCAAAGACUACUCAACUGUUGUAGUGCUUGACCAUGAACUUGGAGAUCUCUAUACUCGGAUGGCCAAUGCAUACUCAACGAUGGACGAUAGUGAAACAGCGCACUCCGUUCUGGUGAUUGAUGGGCAGACGCUGACGAUCAUCGACGCCGAUGCUGCUUCGCGAGCUCUUUUUACAGAUAUUGCAAUCCGAGCGGACUCUGUCGUCUGCUGUAGGGCCUCGCCCAGUCAGAAGGCGUCCUUGGUCAAGACGAUCCGCACCAAAGUCAAGGGAUCAGUUACUCUCGCCAUUGGAGACGGCGCAAACGACAUUGCGAUGAUUCAAGAAGCACAUCUUGGAAUCGGCAUCGCGGGCAAGGAAGGGCUUCAAGCAGCCCGUACCUCGGACUACUCGAUAGCACAGUUCAGAUUUUUGUUGAAACUUCUGUUGGUGCACGGGCGCUGGAACUACGUUCGGAUUUGCAAAUAUACCCUUGGGACAUUCUGGAAGGAAAUGAUCUUCUACGUGGUCCAAGCACUCUACCAACGAUGGAACGGAUACACAGGAACCAGCUUGUACGAACCCUGGAGUCUGUCCAUGUUCAACACGUUGUUCACAUCCCUGCCAGUCAUCUUCAUGGGCGUUUUCGAGAAGGACCUCUCGCCCUCCACCCUACUGGCGGUACCGGAACUCUACAACAUCGGCCGGCAGAACCGCGGCUUCAAUUUCAAGCUGUACUUCUGGUGGGCGAUCCUGGGCGGAUUCGAGGCUCAGAUUGUCUACUUCGUUGUAUGGGCAGUCUAUGGCGAGGCUAUGUUCACGCGGGAUCAAUCGCUCUUCGCGCUCGGUGUCCUGGCAUACAGUGCCUGCGUCAUCCUCAUCUCCAUCAAGCUCCAGUUCAUCGAGCUGCAUAACAAGUCGUCCACGGCCGUCGAAGCUAUCUUCCUCUCGGUGGGAGGAUGGUGGCUCUGGAACCUCAUCCUCUCGGCUGUCUAUCCCGACGACAGUCCGAUCUACAACGUCCACGGUGCUCUCCUGCAUCGCUUUGGACGAAACUUGUUGUGGUGGACCACGCUCAUGCUCAUUGUCCUGGCCGUUUGCGUCCUGGAGUUCUCCAUCAAAGCAAUCAGCGUCACCAUGUUUCCGUCCGAUGUCGAUGUCUUCCAGGGGCUCGAGAAGGACCCGGAGGUGCGCAGGCGGUUUGACGAGUCAGCCGCUCCGCUGCUCCAGCAGGGAUGGGACCGAGAUGAGAAAACGCAAACGAAAGACAAACCGAGUCCUGAAUGGGCACAGGAAGCAGCGGCGCAAGAUGAACGAGAAGCACAUGUCCAGCAGCUGCUUGACAAGCCGAGGAAUACCAACACCGAGAAGGGCAGAACCUGGCUCAAGAGGGGCCACUCUGCCUCCUCCCCUGCGACGGCGGUUGCUGGAAAGGACAGCAAGGGCGGCCCAUCCUGCGCUACGAGUACUACCGCAGAAGACGGCACCGAGAUGGCAGAAACGCCCAGGAAAUCCGUGGAUGUCGCGGACCUCUUCAGUAAAGGGUUUGGGGCUGUGCGAAAAGGGCCUGGGCUACGAUGA
Messenger RNA from Exophiala aquamarina CBS 119918, 4437 nucleotides. RefSeq names its product phospholipid-translocating ATPase. NCBI's taxonomy places the organism in Eukaryota, Fungi, Ascomycota, Eurotiomycetes, Chaetothyriales, Herpotrichiellaceae. Bases 1 to 4437 code for a protein of 1478 amino acids. Gene Ontology annotation, biological process: post-Golgi vesicle-mediated transport; endocytic recycling; phospholipid translocation. Gene Ontology annotation, molecular function: ATPase-coupled intramembrane lipid carrier activity; magnesium ion binding; ATP binding. Gene Ontology annotation, cellular component: plasma membrane. The transcript has a single exon. The record is from RefSeq and is a predicted model, not a curated record.